Ylistrum balloti is the source of this 34677-nucleotide messenger RNA. RefSeq names its product MAM and LDL-receptor class A domain-containing protein 2-like. Bases 1 to 34677 code for a protein of 11558 amino acids. Gene Ontology annotation, cellular component: membrane. Gene Ontology annotation, molecular function: protein binding. The transcript is spliced from 168 exons. The record is from RefSeq and is a predicted model, not a curated record. NCBI's taxonomy places the organism in Eukaryota, Metazoa, Mollusca, Bivalvia, Pectinida, Pectinidae.
AUGGGGUCCACUGCCAGAGGCCAGAAUCUAAAUUGUAAUUUUGAACAAAAUUUUUGUCAAUGGACCCAAGCAACCGGCGAUAAAACAGACUGGAAGAGGAUUAAUGGAUCAACACCAACAGGGAGUACAGGUCCACCACAUGACCACACGACUGGACAUGGAAACUAUGCGUACUUUGAGGCUAAUGCAGGAACCGCUGGUUUUAAUGCCCAGCUGACGAGUCCUGCAGUGAGGGUGUCAGCCCGCAGCAAGGCCUGCUUGUCCUUCUGGUACUAUAUGUAUGGCCAACAUGUCAAUAACCUCAAUGUGUACCUACAGAAAAACAACAACAAUGGCCAACCUGUAUGGCAGCGCAGCGGUGACCAGGGAAACAAAUGGAUGCAUGCGCUAGUCGAUGUUCCUGUCAAUACUAGGGCCAAGUUUGUUUUGGAAGCAGUUCGAGGUCGGGGCUACAAAGGAGACAUUGCUAUUGAUGACAUCACGUAUAAUACCAGACCAUGUCCCCAGAAUGGCGUGAAUACUUCUACCAGUAUUCAGUGCAACUUUGAAGAUGGCCGUAUUUGUGGCUAUACACAGGAUCAGAGUGACAACUUUGACUGGACACGGGCAUCAGGUGCUACUCUUACAUCAGGAACUGGCCCCAACAUUGACCACACUUAUGGUACACAACAAGGUCAUUAUGUGUACAUUGAUGCAUCAAAUACUCAGUCUGGUCAAAAAGCUCGCCUUAUCAGUCCGUCCAGCACUGGUCGAAGAAGCAUGUGUUUGACCUUUUACUACAGCAUGUAUGGAACUGGUGUGGACAGUCUCAAUGUAUAUACCAAGUCUAGAAACUCUCUCGGGCAGCCUGUCUGGACCCUUAGUGGCAACCAAGGGGUGGGCUGGAAUAUUGCUCAAGUCACACUACGGAGAGGAAGGGCUUUCAAUGUUGUGUUUGAAGCAGUGAGAGGACAAGGCUUUAAGGGGGACAUAGCUAUUGAUGAUGUUAGUGUCGCUUCAGGAAACUGCCCAGCCAUUGGAACCUGUAACUUUGAUAAAAACUUAUGUGGGUGGACUAAUGUGAGGCAGGAUGAUUUUGACUGGAUGCGUCAUCAUGGAACAACAAGUUCAAGAAACACAGGUCCUUCAGCAGACCACACCCAUGGCAACAAUAGAGGUUACUAUGUGUACACUGAGGCAAGCUCUCCGCAGCGACCUAAUGACCAAGCUCGCUUGAUUAGUCAAGUGUUUCGAAAGUCCUCCAGACAGAAGUGUUUCCAGUUCUGGUAUAACAUGCAAGGGUCUGACAUUGGAACGCUCACAGUCAUAAUGAAUGUGAAUGGUGUAGACCGACCUAUCUGGACAUUGAGUGGCAGUCAGAAUGGCACCUGGAUAUUUGGACGCGUUCCCAUCACCAACAACCAAAAUAACUUCAAGCUGGCCAUUGUUGGCAUACGUGGUAAAGGAGUUCAAGGAGACAUUGCUUUGGAUGACUUUCUUGUGAGAAAUUCUAUAUGUACAAUAUCUCCACGUAAUGCCCAACCUUCAUCGCAGAUUUCAACAAAACCACCAACAACUGCAUCAACAAAGGCAACAACGCCAGGAGGAACAUCUCCUCCAGCAAGUACAAACUCAGUCACAUGCAAUUUCGACUCAAACUUCUGUGGUUGGACAAACCCUAAAAAUGAUGAUUUUGAUUGGACAAGGCAGAACAGGCCAACAGUAACUGGCCGCACUGGACCCUCCUCUGACCACACCUCUGGACAUGGUUACUAUGUGUUUACUGAAUCAUCCCAGCGACAUGUCAAUGAAAAAGCACUACUACAGAGUGUUCAAGUGAGGCAGACUGGUCCACAUUGCCUCAUUUUCUGGUAUCAUAUGUACGGGUCAGAUAUUGGGACACUGAAUCUGUAUGUACAGACAGGGGCAACUCCUGGAUCCCCAGAGUGGACACGCUCUGGAAAUCAAGGGAACCAGUGGAGGCAAGCAAAUGUGACCUUCACCCCCGCUGCUCCCUUCAAUCUCAUAUUUGAAGGCAUUAUGACAGAUGGUUACCAUGGUGAUAUUUCUAUGGAUGAUGUAACGCUGAAAAGUGGAACAUGUUCAGGGUCAUCGUCACUCAGUGGAAGGACAUGCAGUUUUGAGGAUGCUCAUAUCUGUGGAUAUACACAGGACAAAACUGACGUGUUUGACUGGACAAGACACUCAGGAUCAACAUCAUCUUCAGGGACAGGACCCUCAAAUGAUCACACAUACAAUACCAAACAAGGCUUUUAUAUGUACAUUGAGACGUCUGCUCCACGUCAAGCUGGGGAUACCGCACGAUUGAUCUCUCCGACUUACACUGACAGCCAAGCCAUGUGUGUCCAGUUUUACUACCAUAUAUAUGGCACAACCGUAGGGGCACUCAACGUAUACAUACAGGAAGGGAUGUCCAUAGAGUUGAAUCACCCAAAGGAAGGGAUGCCCAUAGGGUUGAAUCACCCAAAGGAAGGGAUAUCCAUAGAGUUGAAUCACCCAAAGGAAGGGAUGUCCAUAGAGCUGAAUCACCCAAAGGAAGGGAUGCCCAUAGAGUUGAAUCACCCAAAAGAAGGGAUGCUGAUAGUGUUGAAUCACCCAAAAGAAGAGAUGCCCAUAGGGCUGAAUCACCCAAAGGAAGGGAUGCCCAUAGGGUUGAAUCACCCAAAAGAAGAGAUGCCCAUAGGUCUGAAUCACCCAAAAGAAAAGAUGCCCAUAGGGUUGAAUCACCCAAAAGAAGAGAUGCCCAUAGGGUUGAAUCACCCAAAAGAAGAGAUGCCCAUAGGGCUGAAUCACCCAAAGGAAGGGAUGCCCAUAGGGUUGAAUCACCAAAAAGAAGGGAUGCCCAUAGGGUUGAAUCACCCAAAAGAAGAGAUGCCCACUGGCGGCCAAUUAGGGAGAGCUGGUUUUACAAUGUCUAACAAUGAUGGGAAUGUCUGGCACCUUGGAGAAAUAACAGUUCCAUCCUCAGCUGCCACAGCUGGAUACAAGGUUGUCUUUGAGGGAGUGAGAGGUUCAAAUGCCAGAGGGGACAUUGCUAUUGAUGACAUCAAAUUUAAAUCAGGACCUUGUCAAAACCCAGGCGAGUGUGACUUUGAAACAGGUCAAUGUACCUGGUCCAAUGUACAAAUAGGAGAUCAGUUUGACUGGGAAAUUAAUUCGGGUACAACAUCAUCACAGUUCACUGGUCCUAGGACAGACCACACAACUGGAGGCUCAACCGGUCACUACAUGUAUAUAGAGACAUCUGCGCCGCAACUGGCUGGGAACGUUGCUUGGCUAGUGAGUGAGGUUUUCCCACCAACAUCUGCGUCUGGACGCUGUAUAUCCUUCUGGUACAACAUGUACGGCCAAACCAUAGACACUCUUACAGUCCUCAUGAGGGUUCAAGGUACUGCUGACUCAGCUAUUUGGAGUCUGACUGGUGACCAGGGACAACAAUGGCAGGCUGCCAGUGCUCCAAUUAGUAUGCCCACUAAAAGUUACCAGAUUGUGUUCCAAGGGCGAAGAGGAACAUCUGUUACUGGUGAUAUAGCAAUUGAUGAUAUAUCUUUUGCUGAAUCCAGCUGUGGAGUGAGACCAAGUCGGGCCCAUCCUAUAAUUGGACCAACCACCAUGUCUACUACCAUUACAACACCCGUAGCCCAAGGGUCAUUCAACUGCAGCUUCGAUACUAACUUCUGUGGUUGGAUCCAGGAUAAAACCGAUAAUUUUGAUUGGACAAGGAUGCGAGGGCGUACUCAGAGUAGCUCAACAGGUCCCAACUCUGAUCAUAGUGGAAGUGGCUAUUACGUAUACACGGAGGCAUCUAGGCCAAGGCAAAACGGAGACAAAGCUCGACUGAUAAGCCCUGAUGUAGCUAACACUGGCACCCCAACCAAGUGUCUCACUUUCUGGUAUUUCAUGAUGGGACGUAAUGUAGCCCAAUUAAAUGUCUAUACCAAGAGCGGUCUGGCACUGCCCUCUAGCCCUAUCUGGAGGCGAAGUGGAAAUCAGGGUAACCGAUGGUUGAUGGGCCAAAUUGACAUUACUGCCAAAACCGUUUUCAAUGUGGUCUUUGAGAGUACCCGAGGCGGUAUUUUUGGUGAUAUAGCUAUAGAUGAUGUGGGCAUUUCAGAAGGCAGUUGUACAAAUGGGCCUGCAAUGUCAUGUGAUUUUGAGAGUUCAAUGAUUUGUGGAUUUCAACAAAGUCAUGCUGAUCAAUUGGACUGGACAAGAGGAAGUGGCACAACCAGCUCAACUGGAACUGGACCGACUAAUGACCACACCUAUGGAACAUCAAAUGGUCAUUACAUGUACAUGGAGGCAAGUGGACAUCAUCAAGGAAACAAAGCUCGCUUAAUCAGUCCCAUUUACCAAAGCCCCAGUACACCAAUGUGUCUCCGAUUCUGGUACAACAUGUAUGGAAGCACUGUACAGACCCUCAAUGUCUAUAGACAGACACGUGGAGUCCUAGGAUCUCCAAUAUGGACCAAUUCAGGUUCCCGUGGCAGUCAUUGGUUUGUGGCAUCUGUCAACAUCCCAGUUAGCCAGUCCAACUCGCCUUACCAGAUCGUGUUUGAAGCUGUUAGAGGACGUGACUAUCGCAGUGACAUUGCUAUUGAUGAUUUCUCCAUUACUGGUGGAGCUUGUCCUUUAGAAGGGGUUUGUAACUUUGACAAUGGAUUCUGUACCUGGACAAAUGCCAAGAGUGGAGACCAGUUUGACUGGACAUUAGGGACUAGGACCACAUCCAGUACCUUUAUGACAGCCUUCUCUGACCACACCGGCGCCAAUGGGCAAUAUGCCUACCUAGAGUCAUCCAACCCUAUCCAUCCUGGAUAUGAUGCCAAACUUGUGAGCGAGAGUCUAAGUGCCCAUACCCAUAAGUGUAUGUACUUCUGGUACAACCUCUAUGGUAGCAACAUUGGUACACUACGUGUAUGGAGCAGCACUACCACCAGCAACCCAAAACCUUUGUGGGAGCUUUCAGUUAGCCAGCAGACUCAGUGGUCAAAAGGCAUUGUUCCUCUACAGGAUCAGAACACCAGCUUUACAGUGAUCUUUGAGGCAGUGAGAGGUUCCAGCAAUGUUGGACACAUCGCCAUUGAUGAUGUGACAUUUGAUAAUGCUCAGACUUGUCAACGUAUGCCAAGCAAUGCUGUUCCGACUGUUACUCAAGCACCCACAACCAACACCGCAUCAACAAGAACAAGCCAGAUCACAACCCAUUCUACUAAGACUACACCUUCUCCCAGAUCUACAUCUAAACCUACAGGUGGCAAUAACUUCACCUGUGACUUUUCCUAUGACCUCUGUGGCUGGACCCAGGAUCAAACAGAUCAGCUUGAGUGGACCAGACAUCAGGGUACCACGUCAUCUGCAAACACAGGACCCAGAAGUGAUCACACCACAGGAAGUGGUUACUAUGUCUACACAGAGGUAUCAAGCAAACAAAGAGGAAAUAAAGCCCGCCUGGACAGUCCUGUUGUUCCAAUGACCAGUGGUCAGCAAAAGUGUGUGACCUUUUGGUAUUCUAUGUAUGGGGCAAAUGUUGGCAGCUUGACUGUUUAUGUGACCACCAACAUCCAAUCCCUUGGUCAGCCUGUUUGGCAAAGGACUGGUAACCAGGGCAACUUGUGGCACAGCAGUCAGUUCACUCUAAAUGGUACAGGCUCCCUCCAGGUCGUGUUUGAAACGUCUCGGGGGAAUGGUUAUCAAGGUGACAUUGCUUUGGAUGACAUCAGCCUGGCAGUGGGACCAUGUUCUGGACAAACAUCAACAUCAGCCCAGAAUGUUGGAAUCUUAUCAUGUGAUUUUGAGUCAGGCAGUAUUUGUGGAUACACACAGGAUAAAUCAGACAACUUUGACUGGACAAGAAAUCAUGGCAGAACUGGUUCGGCAAGAACUGGACCUUUCAAUGACCACACAUUGGGAACCCCAUCAGGUAACUAUAUGUACAUAGAGACUUCAAGGCCACGAACCCCUAACCAGAAAGCUCGUCUGUUAUCACCAACGACAUCAUACACCGCAGGACCAGCUUGUGUGUCAUUCUGGUACCAUAUGUAUGGCGGCAAUAUUGGAGCUCUGAACUUGUAUUCAAAAGUGGGAUCUAAUCUCGGCCAGCCCAUAUGGUCACGUCAUAAUAAUCAAGGCAACCAUUGGAGCACAGGACAAGUGACUGUCCAUCCAUCAGGGGCAUACCAGAUUGUCUUUGAAGGAAUUGUUGGAAAUGGUUUUGCUGGUGACAUAGCUAUUGAUGAUGUCAAAGUUACACCUGGAACUUGUGGCUCAAGUGGUGCUUGCAAUUUUGAUAAAGGCAAUUUCUGUUCCUGGUCUAACCUUAAGACUGAUGAUUUUGAUUGGUCCAUAAGACAAGGCCACACCCCCAGCUCUCAGACAGGUCCAACCUAUGAUCAUACCCAAAACAAUAGGAAUGGAAGAUAUAUCUACAUUGAGACAAGCGUCCCUCGUCGAAAAGGUCAGAAAGCUCAGCUUCAGAGUGAGUCGUUCACCCCAACUGGAAAGGGAACCAAGUGUUUUAAGUUCUGGUAUCACAUGUAUGGUUCACACAUGGGCUCUUUGAAUGUGUAUGUUGUACAGAACUCUUCUAACACUCUCAUGUGGACACUCAGUGGUAACCAAGGAAACAACUGGCACUCCGCCCAAUUUCCUGUCACUUCAUCACAAAGUUUCAGGAUCCUAAUUGAGGGAGUUGUAAUGGGAAGUGUCACUGGAGAUGCUGCUCUUGAUGACCUUGCCUUUACCAAUGGCGUGUGUGGAUGGUCUCCAACUACAGCAGCACCACCAAACCUGACCACGCCUUCUAGCAGUCCAGCUACCACGCCAGCAACCACCACCAAUCCACCCAUCACUAGUUGUAAUUUUGAGUCGGGAACUUGUGGAUGGACUCAGGCUAAAGAUGAUCAGUUUGACUGGACUCGUCAGAAAGGCCAUACAGCGACUACAAACACUGGGCCAACUAGUGAUCACACAACAGGAAAUGGCUACUACAUGUUUAUUGAGGCUAGUUCACCUCGCAGGAAUGGGGAUAAGGCACGACUUGUGAGCCCACCUAUUACAGGGUCUGGGCAGAUGUGUCUCAACUUCUGGUACCAUAUGUUUGGGGCCAAUAUCAACAGUCUCAAUGUAUACAUUCUCCGCAGUGCCUCCUUGGGAACAGCUGUUUGGACAAAACAAGGAACACAGGGAAAUAGUUGGAAACUGGCACAAGUCCCUCUGAAUGUUCAGGGACAGUUCUCUAUUGUAAUGGAAGCCACCAGAGGAGUGUCCUACCUCGGGGAUAUUGCCAUUGAUGAUGUUGCCUUGACGUCAGGAAGUUGUUCAGGCAACACCAAUCCACAAUUCUGCAAUUUCGAAAACAAGGACCUAUGUGGCUACCAUCAAGACAACACUGACAACUUCGACUGGACAUGGCAAAAAGGACGCACAGCUUCUGCAAACACUGGACCAACCACUGACCACACUUUUGGAACACCUUAUGGUCACUACAUGUUCAUCGAGUCUUCAACACCCCGUGUUACCGGUGAUAAAGCAAGGAUCAUUUCUCCGUUGUACAGUGCAACUACUACCGACCAAUGUGUACAGUUUUACUAUCAUAUGUACGGACGUCAGAUUGGAAGUCUUAACCUCAAGCUGAAAGUACAAAAUACUCUUGGCAACAACGUAUGGACAAAGGCAGGUAACCAAGGCAAUGUGUGGAACGUGGCUCAGGUGACACUAGCAUCUAGUCGCCUCACUCUUCCUUAUCAGCUGGUGUUUGAGGCUGUUCGUGGGAGUGGGUACUUAAGUGAUAUUGCCUUGGAUGAUAUUCAGAUACAAAAUGGUCCUUGUGUUUCUCAAGGUGCCUGUAACUUUGAGCGUGGCUUGUGUACAUGGAGUAAUGCCCAUACUGGUGAUGACUUUGACUGGAAGCAGAGUUCUGGUGUCACAAAUUCCCAGAACACUGGCCCCUCUGUGGACCACACCCUCCAAACAACUGCAGGUAAAUACCUCUACUUGGAGGCAUCAGCUCCCCGCAAACAAGGUGAUCGCACAUGGCUGCUGAGUCAGAAUUUUAACCCUACUAAGUCAGGAUGUUUCAGUUUCUGGUAUAAUAUGAAUGGCCACAACAUUGGCACACUGGCUGUCUACAUCAGCUACAUCAGUGGAGGAAACAGGACCAUAUGGUCAGUCAGUGGUGACCACGGCAAUAAGUGGAUAAAUGGUCAGGCACCAGUUGUGUCAACCACAGCUUACAAGAUUGUAAUUGAAGGCUUACGAGGAAAUGGAUUUGCAGGAGACAUUGCCAUAGAUGAUCUGCUUGUCUCCAACUCCCUCUGUGGCAUACUUCCAAGUGAAGCUCAACCAGUCAAUCAGACAGGAACCAUGCCACCCAGUGGAUCUACUACGCCAGCAUCAACUUCAGUUCCGGGAGCCUUUUCUUGUAACUUCGAUGCUGGACCUUGUGGAUGGACACAAGAUAAAACCACAGAUACAUUUGAUUGGCUGAAGAAGUCUGGAUCAACCAAUUCCAUUGGCACUGGUCCUCGAUCAGAUCAUACAGGUCAGAUAAUUAAUUCUAAUUGCUCUGGAUCUUAUUACUACAUCGAGACAUCACCACCAAAACAAAGUGGUGACAAGGCCCGCUUUAUUAGCCCGACUGUGACCCUGUCUACAGCCAAUGCUCCGAAAUGUUUCACAUUCUGGUACAACAUGUAUGGUGACCAUAUAGGUACUCUUAAUGUUUACAUGAAGACUGGCAUCCAUUAUAGUUCUGUUAUCUUCAACCGAACAGGAACUCAGGGACAAGCUUGGAAACAGGCAAAUGUCAAUCUUGUGUCAGCUGUCCCAUUUCAGGUGGUUCUGGAGGCUACAUAUGGGAAUGGUUACCGUGGUGACAUUGCUGUAGACGAUGUGUCAAUUGCAGAUGGAUCUUGUCAGCAAGGAUUUAAUGGCUGUAACUUUGAGAACGCUAAUAUCUGUGGCUACACCCAAGACAAGACAGACAUAUUUGACUGGACAAGAAAGACAGGAUCAACUGGCACUAGGGGCACUGGACCAUCCAAUGACCACACAUAUGGUAGUUCUAGAGGUCACUACAUGUAUAUUGAGGCAUCAGCACCCAGGCAUCAGGGUGAUGUGGCCCGCCUCAUAUCUUCCCAAGAGCCAUCUACAGGCCAGAGUAGUAUUUGUGUGGAGUUUUGGUACCACAUGUAUGGGCGACAGACAGGAACUCUUAGUUUGUAUCUACGGCAUGGUAGCAAUAAUGGAAACCCAGUCUGGACUAAACAAGGUAACCAAGGAAACCGCUGGGUAAAGGCAACAUAUGGCGUUGCAGCAAACACACCAGCCUUCAAUUUGGUGUUUGAAGCUACCCGCGGGUCUGGCUAUGUGGGUGACAUCGCUAUUGAUGAUGUAUCAGUGAAAAGAGGCUCUUGCUCGUCAGCAGGAAGCUGUAACUUCGAACUAGACUUGUGUACCUGGAGUAAUGCCCAUACUGGAGAUGAUUUUGAUUGGAUCACAGGAUCUGGAGGAACGACUAGUUCUGGCACUGGUCCACAAGCUGACCACACCCUCAACAAUUCCAAUGGUACCUAUAUCUAUAUUGAGAGUUCAGCACCCCGACAUCCAGGCGACCGGGCAGUUCUACAGAGUGCUACCAUGCAGCCUACACCUGGUCAGUGCAUGCAUUUCUGGUAUCACAUGUUUGGAUCAUCCAUUGGCACUCUUCAGGUAUGGAAACAACCACAAGGGGGCAAUGCCACUAAAAUCUGGGAGCUCUCUGGUAACCAAGGCAACCUGUGGAGGAAUGGUAUUGUACCAAUCAGCAGUACCACUACAUCCUAUCAGGUGUUGGUGGUUGGUAUCCGUGGAAGCAGUUAUUCAGGUGAUAUUGCUGUUGAUGAUUUUAUGUUUGAUACCUCUCCGUGUACAUUGACUCCAUCAAGUGCUCUGCCUGUCAGUACGACUCCAGCUGCCACAACUGUUCAGACACUCAAAGCGCCAACUUCAUAUGUUUGUGAUUUUGAGACAAACCUGUGUGCUUGGACCCAAGACAAAACUGACAACUUUGAUUGGACACGUCAGCGAGGCCCCACCUCCUCAGCAAACACUGGCCCAACCACUGAUCACACCAAAGGCACCAAUCAGGGGUACUAUGUAUUUAUUGAGGCUUCGUCUCCCCGUCGUCCUGGUGAUGUGGCACGUCUGAUUAGUCCAGUCACAGAUGGUUCUAUCAAACAAUGCUUCACAUUCUGGUACCAGAUGUAUGGUGCUCACAUCAAGGCUCUUAACAUUUACUUAAAAAGCAACAAUAAUUCCCUCGGAAAUGUGGUUUGGACCCGACAAGGCACCCAGGGACGACAGUGGAUUCAAGGUCAAGUUCAGAUUCCAGGAGGCGCAGCAACACAUAGUGUCACGAAUGUUGUUAUUGAGGGAGUUCGAGGAAUCGACUACGUUGGAGAUAUUGCUGUAGAUGAUGUAAACCUGUUUGCAGGCAGCUGUUCUGCGGCUGUAGGACCCACUGCUAAUCCUGGAUCACUGUCUACUGCAAUCAACUGUGACUUUGAGAAUGUUAACAUUUGCAACUAUCAGCAAGACAAAACUACAGAUGUUUUUGAUUGGACAAGGAAAAGUUUGGCAACAACCUCACGAUAUACUGGGCCGAGCAAUGACCACACAUAUGGGACAUCAUCAGGUCACUACAUGUACAUUGAGGCAUCAGCACCCCGUCAUCGUGGCGACUCCGCACGUCUGAUGACCCCAGUAUUUUCUGUAUCCUCACAGCAAUGUCUAUCCUUCUGGUUCCAUAUGUAUGGCAACACCAUGGGCACUCUGAAUGUAUAUGCCGUCCAAAACUCAUCCAACCCCAGCUUUGGGGCACCAAUAUGGUCACUAAGUGGUAAUCAAGGAAAUGUAUGGCUCCAGGAGUAUGUACCUCUCCCCUCCUACAGUUCACAGAAGAUCGUGUUUGAAGGUCUUGUGGGGCAGGGUAUCCAAAGUGACAUUGCCAUUGAUGACGUCCAACUGGCUGCUAGCUGUCCUACUCAUGGUGAUUGUAGCUUUGAAAAUGGAACAUGUGGUUGGCGUAACGACAAGACGGACAGCUUUGAUUGGGUUGUUCAUCAAGGCUCGAGAUAUAUAUCACGACAAACCCCAACUGGAGAUCACACCUUCGGAGCAAGGAAAGGUCAUUAUUUGUACUAUAAUGGUCGAAGCACUGUGGCAUCAGGCUCUAAAGCUUCCUAUAUGUCCCAGAUUAUGGCUCCAACUACCAGCACUGGCCAAUGUUUCACAUUCUUCUAUACCAUCACUGGUAACAAUGUAGGAACGCUCAACGGUAUAGUUUUACAGGGUAACACAAGCACUUUGCUGUGGGAUCUUUCCUUCAACCCGUCUACGGGAUGGAAUCAAGGUCAGUUCCCCAUUACUAGUGCCACACCCUUCAGGGUCAUCCUUCAGCUGGCCAAAGGAACAUAUAGAGGAGGUUAUGUUGCUAUUGAUGACAUUGCCUUCAGUGUAGGCACCUGUCAAGUAUUGCCGGUGGAUGCGAUGUCAGGCCAUACGAUGCCUCCUGUUUCUACAAUGCCGACAACAGCCAGUCCAACCAGUGCCCCAGGGCAGUAUGACUGUAACUUUGACAAUGGUAUUUGUACUUGGACCCAAAACAAGGAUGAUCAGUUUGACUGGACACGGCAUAGGGGCAACACUGGAACAGGUGGGACUGGUCCGAGCUCUGAUCACACAUCAGGUUCUGGAUCUUAUCUGUACAUUGAGGCAUCGUCCCCAAGGAGAAACAAUGACAAGGCUAGAUUGACAAGUGCUCCAAUAACAACAACAGGGCCCAAGUGCCUCAAGUUUUGGUACCAUAUGUAUGGUACAGAUGUUAAUACCCUCAAUGUUUACACCAAGGUGGGCUCUUCAUACGGCAUUGCUGUGUGGAGUCACACAGGCACACUCAGCAACAAGUGGUACUCUACAUCUGUAAAUAUCCAAGCCAACUCCACCUAUCAGGUUGUAUUUGAGGGUGUCCGUGGAAUCAGUUACCGUGGUGAUAUUGCCAUUGACGAUGUCAGUAUAGCUGAUGGCUCCUGUCAGGGACCAGUUAGUUCAUGCACCUUUGAAGAUCGCCAGCUAUGUGGCUACUCCCAGGACAGAACAGACAAUUUUGAUUGGUCAUGGAAGAGUGGUCACACAGCAUCUAGUAACACUGGACCAAGCGCGGACCACACCUAUGGGUCAACAAGAGGUCAUUACGUUUACAUUGAAUCCUCCCGACCCCGACAACCUGGUCAGAAAGCACGCCUCCUGAGCACGGACAACAGUGCCACAGUUGGCAGCUGUCUACAGUUCUGGUAUCACAUGUACGGAAGACAGAUUGGCAACCUCACCAUUUAUGUACAACAGGGUGGCAGACAUGGUGCACCCAUCUGGACCAAAUCUGGAAACCAAGGCAACAAGUGGAUAGAGGGUGAAGUGACUGUUAAGGCACAGUCUACUUGGAAGGCUGUAUUUGAAGGAGUGAUAGGAAGUGGCUACCUCAGUGAUAUAGCUAUUGAUGAUGUGAAAAUUGCCCCUGGAGCCUGUACAGGCAAUGGGAACUGUAACUUUGAAAAGGACAUGUGUGUAUGGUCAAAUGUUCAAGGGGACGAUUUUGAUUGGUUGAGAAAGAAGGGUCGUACUCAAAGCCAGUUUACUGGUCCAAGCUCUGACCACACCACAGGUGAUUUCACAGGUUACUAUGUGUUCAUUGAGACAUCAGCACCACGAGUACGAGGUGACAAAGCAUGGCUGGUCAGUAAUCCAAGGUCUCCUAGCACCACUACCACCUGUAUGAGUUUCUGGUACCACAUGUAUGGCACCGCUGUCGGAAGUCUUAAUGUGUAUGCUAAUACAACUUCUACUGGAUCUCUAACCAUGCUCUGGACACUGUAUGGCAACCAGCAGAAUGCUUGGCUCCAGGGACAGAUACCUCUAGUGCCUAUGUCCAACACAUACACAAUUGUGUUUGAAGGUAUCCGAGGUUCUAGUUACCAAGGAGACAUUGCCCUUGACGAUAUCCUGUUCACACCAUCACCAUGUGGAUAUUUACCUGCAACAGCUAAUCCCACCAAUGCUAGCACCACCCCAGCACCUACGACAACUCCAACUCCUACACCAUUUGUGAGCCAGUCCAAAUAUGACUGUUCAUUUGAACAAAAUAUGUGUUCAUGGACACAAGCUACAGAUGAUGUAUUUAACUGGACACGAGCUCAAGGUCCUACUGCGUCCGUCCAGACCGGUCCAACCAAUGACCACACACUAGGGACUGGACAAGGUUGGUACAUGUUUAUUGAGUCGUCUAACCCACGUAAGAUGAAUGAUUCUGCUCGUCUUGUGUCAGCAUCUGUACCUUCUGGGUCUCAGCAAUGCUUGAGUUUCUGGUACCACAUGUAUGGACCAAACAUCAAUAGACUCAAUGUCUACAUCAAGAAGGGCAAUAGCUAUGGUACACCGGUAUGGACAAGAUACGGCACUCAGGGAAACAUCUGGAUACAGGCUCAUUACCCAAUUCCUAGUCAGUCAGUCCAGUAUAAUAUCGUAUUUGAGGGACUAACUGGAGCAGGUUACCGUGGUGAUAUUGGACUUGACGAUAUCAAGCUUGUAGCAGGACCUUGUCAAUCUACAGGUGGACUACAGUGCAACUUUGAGACGUCACUCCUGUGUGGAUGGAGUCAGGACACAAGUGAUAAUAUAAACUGGAUACCAAAGGCUGGCAGGACUUCCUCCUCAGGCACUGGACCAUCAACUGACCACACCACAGGAACAUCUUCUGGACACUACGUCUACAUUGAAUCAAGUCGACCAAAUGUUCCUGGCAACAAGGCUCGUCUGCUGAGUUCUUCUGUUACUACGACAACACCCAUGUGUCUACAGUUCUACUAUCACAUGUAUGGGAGACAAAUGGGAACCUUGAACGUGUACCAGCGUGUAGGCACAACCCUGCCUACUGCUCCUAUCUGGACCAGGUCCUUUAAUCAGGGCAACAAGUGGAUCCCUGGUCAAGUCACCAUCCAAAACAAUAAGGCUUACCAGGUGGUGUUUGAGGGGAUUGUAGGGGCUGGAUACACCAGUGACAUUGCUCUUGAUGACAUCAAUACUUCUGCAGGAGCUUGCCCUGACCCAGGAAACUGUGACUUUGAGACAGGCUUGUGUACUUGGACCAAUGUACAUGAUGGGACAGACCAGUUUGAUUGGCUACUUAACAGGGGCCGCACAACUAGUGCUAUUACUGGACCAAGCAAUGAUCACACCAAGGGAAAUUCAGGUGGACAAUACAUCUUUAUUGAGUCAUCUGCACCACGGAGACUUGGAGACCGUGCAGAGCUUAAAAGUCAGUUAUUGCAAGCUACAUCAGCAAGAUGUUUGAAUUUCUGGUACAAUAUGUAUGGGUCAGAAAUUGGUUAUCUGAAUGCCUAUAUACAGCCUCAGAAUGCUACAAACAGCACGCAAAGAAUCAAGAUCUGGUCCUUGUAUGGUGAUCAAGGCAACCAAUGGAGGUCAGCCAGGUCCAUGUACUACAGCAGUGUACCCUUCUAUUUGGUGUUGGAAGGACAACGUGGGAAUGGUAUCCAUGGUGAUAUUGGUGUGGAUGAUAUAAGUCUCACAGAUGGCCCAUGUACAGUAUUUCCUGUCCAGGCAGCUGCCCCUUCAGAAUUGACUCCGCCCACCACUGCCAUGCCAACCUCCAUGACAACACCUUUUGUGUCUUCACCAUUUGACUGUACUUUUGAGAAGCAUUGUCCCUGGACACAGGCCCAUAAUGACAACUUUGACUGGACACUGGCAAGUGGCCCCUCGUCCACUACUGGAACUGGCCCCACUAACGACCACACUCUUGGUACAUCUCUAGGUCAUUACAUGUACAUUGAGGCUUCAUCACCCCGACGACCCAAUGAUACAGCUCGACUUGUAUCCCCCAGUAUUGGAGCUACCAGCGGUUCUUGUCUGCGAUUCUGGUACCACAUGUAUGGAACUCAUAUUAACACUCUUAAUGUAUAUAUGGCUGUAAAUGGGUCAAGGUCAGUUGUCUGGACACACACUGGUACCCUAGGCAACCAGUGGAACUCAGCUUCGGUUAAUCUCAUCAGUUCCCAGUCAUUCCAAAUCCUGUUUGAGGGAGUGCGAGGGGUGAGCUAUCGGGGAGACAUUGCCAUUGAUGACAUAAGCUACUCAUACCAACCAUGCACGGGGUCACCUGUCACAUCCUGCAACUUUGAGAAUUCCAACAUCUGUGGUUUCCAACAAAGCAAGAACGACAAUUUUGACUGGACAAGAUAUGCUGGUCACACAUCAAGUUUAUAUACGGGUCCAACUAAUGACCAUACUUAUGGAACAGCCAGAGGUCAUUACAUGUACAUUGAGUCAAGUCGGCCACAGGUUACUGGACAAAAGGCAAUAUUAAUGAGCCCCUCUUUCCCUCAGACUUCUGGGUCUUGUAUCAGUCUCUAUACACAUAUGUAUGGCAGAGGUAUCGGUACACUCAAUAUUUAUGUCAAAACAAGCUCCUAUGUGAAGAAGAUUUACACCAAGUCUGGCAACCAGGGAAACAAGUGGUUCCUCGUACAGGCUUCUGUGCCAUUGACAACAGGCAACUAUUCUGUUUGGUUUGAGGGGAUUGUUGGUUCUUAUGCAGGCGAUAUUGCCAUCGAUGACUUAACCAUUAGUCCUGGACUCUGUCCAUUAGCAGGAAACUGUGGCUUCGAGAAGGGCUUUUGUACAUGGACUAACAUGAAAAAUGAUGAUUUUGAUUGGCUGAUCGGGAAAGGUCAGACAAAUAGCCAGUUUACUGGUCCAUCAAAUGACCACACUCAAAACACACCCCAAGGACACUAUGCCUUUAUUGAGGCCAGUUCCCCUCGUGUACCGGGAGAUAUCGCUAGGAUACAGAGUCAAAGUUUUGCCCCAGGAACAAGUCAGUGUUUCCAUUUUUGGUACUAUCUAACUGGCAGUGGUAUUGGUACACUCAACGUGUACUUGGCAACAGCAUCAGGCAAUCAGACUCUGUGGACACUGAGUGGAAAUCAAAAGAGUAUGUGGGAGUCUGCCCAAGUGCGCCUAAAUAGUACAACACAAUUCACUGUGAUAAUAGAGGGUAUCCGCGGCUCUAACUACAUGGGAGACAUUGCCAUUGAUGAUGUUAGCUUCACUACUUCAGCUUGUACAUUAACACCAUCCUAUGCUAAUCCAUUAUCUCAGACAACAGGCAGUACCAUGACCACACCUGCUUUAACUACAGCUGCUCCAACACCAGCGGCCACCCAAUACGACUGUAACUUUGACACAAAUGGACUCUGUCUAUGGAAGCAGGAUACUCAAACUGACCAAUUCAACUGGACACGAGCACAAGGCCCAACAGGCACAGCCCUGACAGGUCCAACCAAUGACCAUACAAAGGGAACGAGAUAUGGCUGGUACAUCUUUAUUGAGGCAUCUAGUCCACGUCGUCCUAAUGAUACAGCCAGGGUGAUGUCCCCAUUAAUAUCAGACAACAGCCAGAGAUGUCUUAGUUUCUGGUAUCACAUGUACGGUACACAUGUAAAUGCCCUUAAUGUAUACCAAACUGGUAGUAUAUCCAACCUUGGUGCUGCUAUCUGGAGCAGGCAUGGAACACAGGGUAACCAAUGGCGACAGGCAAAGGUUUCUCUCACACCCACCUCACCAUAUAUGAUUGUGUUUGAGGGAGUUCGGGGCCUGAGCUAUCGUGGUGAUAUUGCCAUAGAUGAUAUCAGGAUGGCAUUAGGAAGCUGCAGUUAUGCAUCUAUGAACAACUCGUGUGACUUUGAGAGUUCUACAAUCUGUGGCUACACCCACUAUAUGAGUGACCAGCAUCCAUUCCAAUGGCACCAUGGAUCAACAGCCUCCUCCGGAACUGGACCAACUGCUGACCACACCUUGGGUACCACUUCCGGUCACUAUGUCUACAUGGAGUCCUCAAAUGUACCAGUCAACAUGACAACGCACUUAAUAACACCAGCCAUGACUCCCUCAUAUGGUCCAGUUUGUGUGCAGUUCUACUAUCACAUGUAUGGUCGUAAUAUUGGGGCACUGAAUGUCUACGUCACAACCUCUAACACUGAUGUAAGUCAAAAGGGUCAGGCUGUGUGGACACGUAACUUCAACCAGGGCAAUGUAUGGCAUCGUGGACAAGCCACUAUUACUCCGAAUGGACAGUACUAUGUUGUAUUUGAGGCUGUGAGAGGAAGCUCUUAUCUUGGAGAUAUAGCACUUGAUGAUGUCAGUUUUAGGAGUGGACAGUGUGGAAAUGCAGGUUUCUGUGAUUUUGAAAAGAACACAUGUGCAUGGACGAAUGUUCAGAAAGGAGAUGAUUUUGAUUGGCUUAGAUCGCGAGGAAGUACCAGUAGUCAGUUCACUGGGCCUUCAACAGAUCACACUCUUGGCACUCCUCAGGGUUACUACAUGUUUCUGGAGACUAGUGCACCUCGUGUUCCAGGGGAUAAAGCCCGACUUGCCAGUGAAAUAUUCCCUUCAAAGCAGACAGCUUCGUGUUUUAUUUUCUACUACCACAUGUAUGGAGCUGAUGUGAACAGGCUUACAGCUUACAUUCUCACCAAUCAGACAACAGACACAUUUACCUCAGAGGCCAUGUUAUGGACCCUGCAGGGGCAGGCAGGCAAUACCUGGAAUAUGGGGCAAAUUAAUAUCCCAACAGUUUACACUGCAAGACCUUUCCAGAUUGUACUUGAAGGUGUCCGUGGAACAGGCUAUAAGGGAGAUAUUGGUUUGGAUGAUUUCUCACUAAGUGACCAGAGCUGUGUAACUUCACCACCAUCUGCUAACCCUAUAACAAAUGCUCCAUCAGUGUUCUGUCAAUUUGACAUGGGCAAUACAUGUUCCUGGACCCAAAGUUCGACUGACAACUUUAACUGGACCCUUACUACAGAUGGCCAUGGUCCAUCAACUGGACCUUUUGGUGACCACUCAGACUCUGGUAAUGGUCACUACAUUUAUACACAAGGGAGUGGACACACACCAGGAAGUCGAGCUGUCUUGAACUCACCAGUUCUGCCUCCAACUACACAAGGUGGAAACUGCUUCACAUUUUACUAUCACAUGUUUGGUCCAACUGUUGGAUCACUGAAGGUCUAUACUGUACUUGGAGGCUCUCGUCAGUUACGUGGAUCAUUUACCGGUACACAAGGCAACCGCUGGAUUCUGGCUCAGUAUAACAUUGAAUCACAUACUGACUACCAGAUUCAGUUAGAGGCCACAACUAAGGGAACAUUUGCUGGAGACAUUUCUAUUGAUAGCAUCAACAUGGACAACGUCAAUUGUGCCAACUCCAGUCUUGCCCACCACAAUACCGACAGUCACUUCCUGUAUGCGGAUGCAUCGUCCCCAGCCAGGCAGGGCUGGAAGGCACGCCUUAUCAGCCCUCAAUUCCCUUCCUCUACUGGAGAAUGCCUGCGCUUUUACAUGUUUAUGACAGGGAAACCACAUGCCAGCCUCAGUGUUUACCUACGGUCUGCUUCGGGUACUGAGAGCUCUAUUUGGUCGAGGACCGACAAUGUUCAGGGCAAUACCUGGAUACCAGGGGAGGUGACUCUAACCAGCCAAACUAACUUCAAUGUGAUAAUAGAGGCCUUGCGUGGUCCUUCCUCUACAAGUGAUGUAGCCAUUGAUGAUUUGACCAUCAGUCCUGGACCUUGUCACAGGGCAGGUGCCUGUAAUUUUGAGCAGGGCCUCUGUGGUUACACAAACUUGCAGGGUGAUCAGUUUGACUGGACACGUGGUCAAGGGAAAUCCCCCUCAUCCUACACUGGUCCUACAGUAGACCACACCAAAGGGACCACCACUGGUCACUACAUGUUUAUCGAAAGUAGCAGUCCCCAACGUCUAGGUGACAAGGCAUGGCUUGCCAGUGACCCAAUACAGCCCACAACUGGAUCAUGUCUCACGUUCUGGUACAACAUGAAUGGUGCAGGAAUUGGCACACUGAAUGUAUACUACAUGAACUCCACUAACAACAAAAUUUUCUCCAUGAGUGGAAAUCAUGGGGAUGUAUGGAUGAUGGGCAAUGUGACCCUUGUGUCCACCCAGCAUUUCAAGAUUUUGUUUGAGGCUAUCAGAGGACAGAAUUACAAAGGAGAUAUUGCUAUAGAUGACAUUGAUGUGGCACCAGGUUACUGCUCUCUACAGACCACAGUAUCACCUAUAACUACUCCACAACCCACUCUUGCUACGCUUACAGGUUGUGAUUUUGAAUCUGGAUUCUGUAAUUGGAAUCAGGACCAUUCAGAUACUUUUGAUUGGACAAGGGAUACUUCAGGCACUUCCAGUGUAGGAACUGGCCCCCAGUUUGAUCACACACUUCAAAACAGGAAUGGCCACUACAUAUACAUAGAGGCAUCAGGCAAACGUGCCAAUUCCACAGCACGCCUAAUCAGUCCCCCUGUAAACACCCCUGGUAAACUGUGCGUCCAGUUCUGGUACAAUAUGUAUGGCCAGCAUAUCAACAAAUUGAACCUUUACACAAAAACGAAUAACAUGCUCAGUCCUGCCCUGUGGACCAAGGCUGGUAACCAAGGAAACAAGUGGAUCCAGGGACAAGUGGAUAUUGUAUCAUCUCCUGGGAGUCAGGUUGUUUUUGAGGGCACAGCAGGUUUAGGUUACCAGGGAGACAUAUCAUUGGACGACAUCAAAAUCUUGAAUGGUGUCUGUCAAGGUUCAGCCACUUGUGAUUUUGAACAAAGCAGUAUUUGUGGAUAUCAACAAGACUUGAAUGAUAACUUUGACUGGACAUGGGGCCAUGGAUCAACAGGGUCAGCUGGAACAGGACCCACCAAUGACCACACAUAUGCUACAUCUUCAGGUCACUACAUGUACACUGAGACAUCAGCACCACGUGUCCAGGGCGACAAAGCUAACCUUCGCUCUCCAUCUUACCCAGCCUCCCAACAAAAAUGUCUCUCAUUCUGGUACCAUAUGUAUGGUCAGAAUAUCGGCACUCUUAACAUCUAUGUCAGCACCUACAACCAGCUAGGCAGCGCAGUGUGGUCACUGUAUGGUAACCAGAGUAAUUCUUGGCACAAAGGUCAAGUGACCAUCUCAAGUCGGUCCACCUACCAGGUGGUGUUUUCUGGGAUAAGAGGAAGUGGUUACCAUGGUGACAUAGCAAUUGAUGAUAUCAGUAUGGAUGAUGGUGCCUGUGCUGGCCCUGGAACCUGUGACUUUGAAAGCGACUUGUGUAGUUGGACACAACGCCAGGAUGACAAAUUUGAUUGGUUAAGACGUAAAGGACCUACACCAUCUGUAGGAACAGGACCAUCCUCUGAUCACACCCUCGGCACAUCAGCAGGGUAUUACCUCUUCAUUGAGACAAGCCGCCCACGCAAGUUGGGAGAUAAUGCAGUGAUCCAAUCACAGCUGAUCCCCAACCAACCACAGCUCUGCUUCAGUUUCUGGUAUAAUAUGCAUGGACAGAGUGUGGGCAACCUUAACAUCUCCAUGCAGAUAAAGGGUGACCCUAAUAAAAACUUAAAGAAGUCCAUCUCAGGUGAUCAGGGCACAGGCUGGAAACAGGGCCAGGUUGACAUGAGUGAUGCUUACGAUGACUUCAAGAUAUUGGUUGAAGCGGGUGUUGGAUCUGGUUACCAAGGAGACAUAGCCAUUGAUGACUUAAGACUGGACUACACUGCCUGUGGUGGUGGUUCUAGUGCUAAUGGAACAUUCAACUGCACUGGAGGACAAAAUCCCAGCAAAGUAAUUCCUCUCAACAAAGUCUGUAACUUCAUGGUGGACUGUCCAUACGCCUCGGAUGAAACUAAUUGUGGUGCUUGUAGUUUUGACCAGGAUUACUGUAGUUGGCAACCAAACCUGCAGGGAGUGUUCACCUGGGUACGAGGAAACAGGAGGAGUAGUGAUAACACAGGUCCGGCAUUUGAUCACACACGAGGCAACCAAUAUGGUUACUAUGUCUAUGUAGAUGCAGCACUUGGUACAUCCAGGAGUAUAGCAACUCUGACAGGACCACUUCUACAGCCUUGUAGUUCAACCUGCCAGAUUCAGUUCUGGUAUAACAUGUAUGGCAGAGGAAUUGGCAGUCUUAGCGUAGUCAUCACCGAAGGGGGCCAGAAUACGACCAUCUGGAAACAGAGUGGUAACCAAGGUAGCCAUUGGAUCAAGGCUGUUGUAGAUAUAGGCCGUGUGGGACGACCAUUCCAGCUGGUAUACCAGGCAACACGUACUUUCAACCAUUUAGGAAACAUUGCUAUUGACGAUCUGCAGCUGAUCAACUGUAACUUCCCAGCGGUUCAGCAAACAUGUUCUGCCGAUCAUUUCAAAUGUACUCGUGGAGCUUGUGUACCCAACUCUGACCUCUGUGACUUCACAGAUGACUGUGGGGAUUCGUCUGAUGAGCAGUCUUGUUCUUCCUACCACGCCCGGUGUGACUUUGAGACUAGUCUCUGUUCUUGGUCACAAGAUAAUACUGACAAUUUUGAUUGGACUCGAGCAACAGACCACACAGCUUCCUACGGUACAGGGCCAUCAAGAGAUCACACUAGAGGAACUGCAGCAGGUUAUUACAUGUACAUCGAGUCAUCAAGGCCUAGAAAACCAGGCGACAAAGCAAGACUUGUCAGCCCUGCCUUUAAAGGAGUAGUGACCAGUUCUACAGGUCAAAAUCAGGCAUGCACGCUUCGCAUGUAUUAUCACAUGUUUGGGAGGACCAUCGGAGCAUUGAAUGUGUACACACGCACUUCAGUGGGCGGACCCAUGAAAAUUAUCUGGCAGAAAACAGGCAAUGUGGGAGACUUCUUUGAGAGAGUGGACAUCCCCAUAUUUGAAUCUAGUCCAUUCCAAGUUGUGAUAGAAGGUGUGACGGGACAGGGUUACCAAGGCGAUAUUGCUGUGGAUGACUUGUCUAUGACCCCAGGAUGUAUACCAUCUUCCACACCACUUGUGACGGGUACACCAGGACCAGCAACCACACCUGGACCCUGUGGUAAUGGUAGCUUUGCCUGUCCUGGAAAGUGCAUUAAUCAGAACCAGGUCUGUGACUUCAUCACACAGUGUUCUGACAACUCUGAUGAGGUCAACUGUGGUGCUUGUACUUUUGAGACUAACCAAUGUGGUUGGAGUGAUGCCAGUUCUGGCCGCUACAAUUGGCAUAGGUUCCAAGGAGCAUCACCUGGGACAGGAGGACCACAAGGGGACCACACUACAAACUCGCCAAAUGGUUACUACAUGCUGGUAGAAGGAUCAUCAGGCACUUUUUACAGUCGUGCUAAGAUGACAACUGUUGUUCUGGGACCAACUGCACCGAGCUGCCAAGUCCAGUUCUUCUACCACAUGUACGGUAUAGCAGCAGGAAACAUUCAGCUGAGUGUUGUCAAUGCUAAUAGACCAACAGACUCCACAGUGAUCUGGUACAAGACUGGAAACCAAGGGAAUGGAUGGAAGCAGGCAACUGCUGACAUUGGCACUCUUCCUGCUGGCUACAAGCUUCAAUUUGAUGCUCUGCCAUCCAAGUCCUUCCAAGCCUCAGGAAUUCCCCAAUCAGACAUAGCCAUUGAUGAUGUGAAGUAUGUAGCCUGCAAUCCUACACAGAUUGUAAACAACUCAGCCUUCAAUCUCAACUGUACUUUUGAAUCUGGACUGUGCGGCUACUUCCAAGAAACAUCUGAUGACUUUGAUUGGACACUGACCAAUCAGUCAUCUCCCACUAUGGGAACAGGCCCUGACAGAGACCAUACAACAGGAACAGGAUUUUACAUCUACAUUGAGACCUCCUCGCCUCGGCAUGCUGGUGAAAAAGCAAGGAUCACAUCUGGUAUCCAGAAGCCGACCUCAGCCCAGGGUGUGUGCCUGACCUUCUGGUACCAUAUGUUUGGGGCCCAUGUAAAUACCCUCAAUGUAUACCAACAGCAUCCCCAAGUAGGCAACCUCUCUCUGGUCUGGUCACGCUCGAAAACACAAGGCAAUGUUUGGAAGAAGGGGCAGAGAACAAUCAUCAGCAAUCAACCAUAUCAGAUUGUAUUUGAAGGCAUGGUUGGAGUUAGCUGGCAAGGUGACAUUGCUUUGGAUGAUAUUUCUGUGGUCCCUGGACCCUGUCCUGCUCCAGCCAUUUGUGACUUUGAAGCAGACUUCUGUGGAUGGACUCAAGAUACAACAGAUGAUUAUGAUUGGACCAGAGAUAGAAAUGGAACAUCCUCCACUGGAACUGGUCCAGCCUACGAUCACACAACAGAGAGUCAAUAUGGUUACUAUAUCUACACUGAAGCUUCUUCACCUUUAGUGAUGGGAAACAAAGCUCGUCUUAUCAGUCCCAACUUCACACCCCUUGGAUCAUCAGAAUGUUUGCACUUUUGGUACCAUAUGUAUGGACAAAAUGUGGGUACUCUUAACGUGUAUCUCCAGCCAAGCAGUUCGUCUACAAGAUCUACCAUCUUCACUAAGACCGGAAACCAAGUCAAUCUAUGGCUUUAUGCCACUGUGCAGUUGACUCAGACCAUUGACUACCGUAUAAUUUUUGAAGGAGUUCGUGGCAAUGGUUACCAAGGUGAUAUUGCUAUUGAUGAUGUCAGGAUUACUGCUGGAAAGUGCAAGCCUAUAGGCACAUGUGACUUUGAACUUGACACAUGUGGGUAUGGAAACACACGUAUAGGUGAUCAGUUUGAUUGGCUGAGAUCGGCAGGUGGUACUAUAACUCGUAACACCGGACCCUCUGUAGAUCAUACCACCAACUCUGACAGAGGUUUCUACAUGUUGGUAAAAGCUAAUGGACGCCAAGCUGGGGAGAGAGCCUGGCUUUACAGCCAAUACUUCCCUGCCAGUCCGGCUUCCUGCCUGACUUUCUGGUACCAUAUGUAUGGUAAAGAUAUUGGUGUCCUUCGUGUGUACCAACCUGCAUCUACUGGGACAGCGUUAGUCUGGAAUGCCACUCAUAACCAGGGUAAUGUUUGGAGACAGGCAAAAGUGGAUCUCAACAGCACAGUUAGCUACCAAGUGACAUUUGAUGGAGAAGUUGGUACUGGUUACCAAGGUGACAUUGCCCUCGACGAUAUCGCUCUUAAUCCAGGACACUGUAGUGACCUGACUACAACAAUACCGACAACUGCUGUUGUUAGCACUGUCACUUACCCCCCUAGUGUAUACGACUGUAACUUUGACCAGAACACUUUAUGUACAUGGAACCAGGACAAGGCAGACAUAUUUGAUUGGACACUGCACAAAGGUCAUACAACGUCAUUUGGCACUGGACCUUCAGCUGAUCACACCACAGGAAGUACCAAUGGAUAUUAUGCUUACAUCGAAUCCUCCGGUCGUCAUAGAAAUGAUACAGCUCGUUUGACCAGUCAGAGUAUGAUUCUAAUGACUAGUGGGAAGUGCUUCAAGUUCUGGUACCACAUGUUUGGGGCUGAUGUUUACAAGCUUAACAUAUAUGCUAAACAAAGUGGAAAUAUAGGAAAUCCAAUAUGGACGAAGAUUGGAAACCAGGGUAACUUCUGGAAGUUUGCAUCUGUGUACAUGACACCAGAAACACUGGCCUCUCCAUCACCACAAGCCAGUAUACAGGUUGUUAUUGAAGGAGUUGUAGGAAAGAGUUACCUUGGUGAUAUUGCUAUUGAUGACAUUUCAGUCAAUGAUGGCCCAUGUCCCACCUCCAAUACCUGUGAUUUCCAGUCUUCCGACAUAUGCCAAUAUUCCCAAGACAACACAGACAACUUUGAUUGGGUGAGAACAUCCGGAGGAACAUCAAGUGUCCAAACUAGCCCACAGUCAGAUCACACUUAUGGAACUAAUGAAGGUUACUACAUGUAUAUUGAGUCUUCUGCACCCCAAGUUAGUGGAGAUAAAGCUAGGUUGCUGACCCCAUCCUAUCCAGCCACCACUGGCCAGUGUUUGACCUGGUACUAUAACAUGUAUGGAAUCGGUACUGGCUCCUUGGCUGUUCGCCUCUUCUCCCAGGGUCGGCUAAAGCCUGCAAUAUGGUUGAGAUCAGGUACCCAAGGAAACAUGUGGAGAGUAGCUCAGGCAACAUUGAAUAGUGACUCGCCAUUCCAGGUAAAGUUUGAGGGAGUCAGAGGUUCCAGUUACACAGGUGAUAUUGCUAUUGAUGAUUUGUAUAUCUCAGAUGGCAAUUGUCCUACAGUAGGAUUCUGUAACUUUGAACAAGAUACAUGUGGCUGGACUAAUGCAGUAACAGUGGAUGAUUUUGAUUGGUUGAGAGAUAACAAUGAUACCCCCAGUAAAUUGACAGGACCAAGUGUAGACCAUACUAGAGGCACAUCAUCUGGUCAUUACAUGUACAUCGAAUCUUCAAGACCUCGUCGGCCUGGUGACAAAGCACGAUUGGAUACCCCAAAAUUCAGUAGCACUACUGCAUCCUGCUUCCAGUUCUGGUACAGUAUGUAUGGCAAAACUGUUGGCCGUCUCAAUGUAUAUCAGCGAGCAGUUUCAACAACAAACCUUGGCCAACCAAUUUGGAAACGCAGUGGCCCACAAGGCCCACAUUGGCAUCUGGGCCAGGUAACGGUUCGUAGCCAGACUGACUUCUUUUUGACAUUUGAGGGAGUAGUUGGAAGCAGUUUCUAUAGCGACAUAGCCAUAGAUGACAUUACCAUGACUACUGGAUACUGUCCACCCCCAGGCUCCUGUGAUUUUGAAGCAGGUCUUUGCACUUGGUACAAUAACCAGGUCAAUGAUACAUUUGAUUGGCAGAGAAAUAAGGGGCCAUCAGCAUCUGUAGGAACUGGGCCUGUAGUGGACCACACUCUGAACAGCAGGUAUGGAACCUAUAUUUACAUAGAAGCUUCAUCUCCCAGGCACUCUGGAGACAAUGCCUACCUGAUGUCACAGAUGUUCACUACAACACAGAGGUGUAUACAGUUUUACUACAACAUGUAUGGCAAUGGUAUGGGUUCUCUAAACCUGUGGAUGUGGCAAAAUAAUGGACAGACAUCCCACAAUUUAUGGACCAUGGCGGGUAAUCAAGGCAAUGCCUGGAAACAAGUUCAGAUACAAAUACCUACUGCUUCUUCAAGUUACAGACUUGUGUUCGAGGGAGUUGUGGGUAAUACUUUGACCAGUGAUAUGGCUCUGGAUGAUAUAUUAGUAGUAUCUGGAUUGUGUUCCCAGAUACCGACCCCGACUCCAGUGGCCACAUGUGCAUUCCACUGCAAGAAUAAUGCAAGUCAAUGCAUCAGCAGCAAUCAGGUUUGUGACUUCAACAAUGACUGCAGUGAUGGUAGUGAUGAAACCACUUGUGGAUAUUCCUGUGAUUUUGAGACGAAGGGAGCCUGCAAAUGGACAAAUGGCACUACUCCACAAACCAGUCAGUUUGCAUGGAAGCGACAACAUGCCCAGUUACAGUCUAGUAAUGCUGGUCCUGCAACUGACCAUACCACCCUGGGACCAAAUGGCUAUUACUUGUAUGUGGAGCCUGUGACAGGCCAAACUUAUAAUCAUGCCAAUUUAUUGAGUCCUGUCUUGGGUCAGGCUGCUAGCACUUGUCAGUUAUCCUUCUGGUAUCACAUGUCAGGCACUAACAUUGGAUCGCUUGCUGUAUACAUGGUAAAUGGUGGUAGUACCACUAGUACACGACUCUGGAAUAUCGCAGGGGACCAAGGCAAUAGGUGGAACCAGGCUAUAGUACCGAUUGGCCGCUUAAAGAACAGUUUCUAUCUUUACAUCGCUGCCCAACGUACCUUCAGUACGAUUGGUGACAUUGCAAUAGACGAUAUCCAGUUCCAAGGGUGUUCUCUACCCUCAUUGACCAACUCCUGUAAUAACUUUAACCAGUUCCACUGUACCCGUGGGUCAUGUGUGAGCUCCAGUCGGGUUUGUGACUUUACUGAUGACUGUGGCGACAAUACUGAUGAAGCUACAUGUACAGGUUAUGACAGGUGUGACUUUGAACAAGGAAUAUGUGAUUGGACACAACUCACAGAUGAUGAUUUUAACUGGUCAUUACGAACAGGAUCCACCCCAAGCAGGAACACUGGGCCAGCAAAGGACCAUACUCUUAACACAGCCAGUGGACACUACUUGUACAUCGAGACAUCACGCCCGAGGAGACAGGGUCAAAAAGCCAGAAUUGCAAGUCGCUUUUUUACAGGAACACCAAAUGCACCCUACUGUGUGAUGAGGUUUUACUACUUCAUGUUUGGACAGACUGUUGACACAUUAGCUGUCUACAGAAGAUCUCAAGUCAAUGGUCCUCUGACAUACAUUUGGAGCAUCAAAGGUGCAGUUGGGGAAUUUUAUGCUAGGCGUGAAGUUGCUGUAAUGACAGGGUCACCAUUCCAAAUAGUUAUUGAGGCCACAGUGGGAAGUUCCUACCUCAGUGACAUUGCUAUUGAUGAUGUGUCUUUCUCAAAGGAAUGUAUACCAUUUAACGGUAAUGUGCCCACAGGUACCCCAGGAAGUAGUAUUGGCACCACUGUUGGACCCUGUGGCUCUGGCCACUGGCAAUGUACAAACCAAAAGUGCAUCCUGACAAGUCAACGUUGUGACUUUAUAGACAACUGCGGGGAUGGAUCUGAUGAGGCUAUGUGUGGUGCUUGUACCUUUGAGGGCUCCAGUUGUGGAUGGUCAGACCUCAGCACAGGACGUUAUAUGUGGCAACGGCACAAUGGAUCUACACCAUCACCUAUAUCCGGCCCAUCAGUUGACCAUACCUAUGGUAGUUCUGGCAUUGGCAACUACAUGUUCGUUGACUCCUCUAAGGGAUCAUCUUAUGGCAAAGCUGAACUUGUCUCUCCAAACGCAUAUGGAAAUUUGGCUGACACAUGCCAAAUUAGUUUGUACUUCCACAAGACUGGUACAACAUCAGGCUCCUUGAAGCUGUAUGUUGUACCCCCCACAGUACUUCCUAAUGCCAGAACAGGACGAGUUCAGAUAUGGGCUGUGUAUGGUGACCAUGGUUCACAGUGGAAUAAAGCUACCGUAAAUAUAGGCCGUCUCACACCAGGAUAUAGGUUGGUGUUUGAGUCAGUUAAAUAUCAAAAUUCCGGUGACAUGGCUAUUGAUGACAUCUCUUUUAACAGCUGUGCUUUGGGAACAAAUGCCACUGGUGGAGUUUGUGCCUCAAAUCAAUUUUCAUGCCGGCGUGGAUCUUGUGUGGACCAGUCACUGGUGUGUGACUUCAAUGAUGACUGUGGUGAUUACUCCGAUGAGGAGCAAUGUACAAAAUAUGUUCAACGUUGUAACUUUGAAAGAGACCUUUGCAAUUGGUCACAAGACGACAGUGAUGACUUCCAAUGGACUUGGAAACAAGGUAAGACAGCUACAGACAGAACAGGACCAGCAACUGACCACACCUAUGGUAAUCCAACUGGACACUAUUUCUUCAUAGAAACUUCCGCUCCAAGACGAUUUGGUGACAAGGCCCGUCUGAAAAGUAUUGUCUUUUCACCUAACACACAAAGUACUUGUAGAAUAAGAUUCUUCUAUUACAUGCAAGGUGUGGAUGUGAAUGCACUAAAUGUGUACACAGAAAGCUUUGAGAGUGGACCGCUUAAUCUAAUUUGGAGUAAGAACGGCUCUCAGCCGGCUCAGUGGAUCAGGGCAGAUAUUCCUCUGACAAGUUCUUCUGCCUUCCGAGUUGUCAUUGAGGGUGUGCGAGGUACCUCCUACCAUGGAGAUAUUGCCAUUGAUGAUGUCUCAUUCACACCAUCCUGCAAGGAAAUCCAGUAUGCCACUCUACCAUUCAUACAGACAACAGUUGGCCCGUGUGGGUCAGGUAAGCGACAGUGUAACAGCGGCCAGUGUGUAGCCUGGUCAGCCUUCUGUGAUUUUAAGCGAGAUUGUUCAGAUGGAAGUGAUGAAGAUAGCUGCCCCUGGCUCUGUGACUUUGAUACUGCAGAUUUCUGUUUCUGGACAAAUGACCACAUUAACCAGUUUAACUGGACACUGGGUAGAAACAUGAACCCCGCAGCGACUAGUAACCCGGGACCCAGUACUGACCAUACUCGUGGGACAUCAGCAGGGUCAUAUGCUGUUGUGGAUGCACCACAAAACACACGUAAUGCUGUCACACGAUUAGACAGUCCCCUCUUCCACCAGUCUGGCAAAACUUGUGUCUUUUCCAUGUGGUUCCAAAUCAAUGGUGGAAAUUUCCGCUACUUCACAAUAUACCUUAGUACUAGAGGAAGAGAAAGCCAACUUUGGUCAAUGGACAACCAAGCAUUACAGGCUGUGCCUAAUGCUACCUGGACACAAGUUCAAACCAAUCUACCUGUAUGUGCCUCAGACUUCCGCAUUGUAAUUGAAGUAAAGACAUAUGGUACAAGGGCUGGCUACAUAGCUGUAGAUGACUUGCAUUUUCAUAGUUGUUCUUACCCUGCCCCCACUGGCUCUUGUUUACUGGGACAGUUUACAUGUGGAUCUGGCAACUGUGUACCACAAAACUUAAAGUGUGAUUAUCAGCAUGACUGUUGUGACGGAACAGAUGAGUCGGCUCAGACUUGUGAUGGCUACGGACAAUGUGACUUCGAGUUGAAUACCUGUAACUGGCAGCAGUUGACUAAUGACCAGUUUGAUUGGAAGCGACACAAAGGUAAAACCUCCUCCUUCCUGACUGGCCCAUCACAGGAUCACACCACUGGAACUGUGUCUGGAUAUUACAUGUACAUAGAGAGUUCUUCUCCUCAGAGGGUUAACGAUACUGCUAGACUUGGGUACUACUUACCAGUCCCUACAUCACCUUGUGCUUUGCGAUUCUGGUACCACAUGUAUGGCCAAGACGUUGGGGAACUCAAUGUAUACAUGAACUCGAUUGGUAGUGGUGGACUUGUACUGCUGGAUAACAUUACAUCUGAUCAAGGUAAUUCCUGGAAGCGGCGUGAGGUCCCACUCACCAGCAAUACGCCUUACAUGGUCAUUAUUGAAGGGGUCGUUGGAUUGGGUUACCAUGGUGAUAUUGCCAUUGAUGACAUAACGUUUACACCAGGAUGUGGUGCUUCACAGCCACCUACACCAACCCCAAGUGUGAACCCCUGCCCUAACAAUGGCUUUCAGUGUGGGGACAAAUCAUGCAUUGACAGUUCUAAGGUGUGCAACUUUCAGAACGACUGCAGUGAUGGCUCAGAUGAAAAUCAGUGUACAUCUUCUUGUCAGUUUGAACAAGGCAUGUGUAAUUGGAGGGAAUCUUCACCAGACUCUUUUGACUGGAAGCGGGGAAGUGGAGGUACCACUACAGCAAUCAGGAGUAUGGCACCCAACAUUGACGCCAACUACCAGAACCAAAAUGGAUUCUAUGUAUUCAUUAAAGACGGUACUCAAGGCCACCCAGUAGGUAAGACUGCACAGCUCAUGAGUCCUACAUAUGUGUCGUCAAAUUCUGAAUGCCUAAUACAGUUCUCUUACUACAUGAAUGGAGCAAGCCCCGGCUCGUUGUAUCUCUACCUUAUAGAGAAUGGGGUGAGGGUUACACUGUGGCACCAGACCACCGCCCAAGGUGACCAGUGGAAUGCGGUCACAGUAGGUGUAGGCAGGCAUACAUCCGCCUUCAACUUUGUCUUCUCCAAGAAAACGGCUGUGUAUAGUGGUGUGACAGCCAUUGAUAACAUCAAGUUCCUGAACUGUAAGAUGAAGCCUCCAGUUCAGACUUGUCCAAACAGCCAAACAACACACUUCUGGUGUCAGAACAAAGUCUGUAUAUCACGUAAUAACCUAUGUGAUCUCAGUGACAAUUGUGGUGAUAGGUCAGAUGAGCUCAGCUGUAGCAGUUAUAAACAGUACAGCUUUGAGUCUGGAGGCAUUCGGGAUCUGAUCCAAGGCAAUAACAGUGUUGAUGACGAUUUUGAUUGGUUAUUGUGGAAUGGCAGCUCACCCUCUCUCUACACUGGGCCCCUGUGGGAUCAUACAAUAGGGAAUCAGAACGGCCACUACCUGUAUAUGGAGUCUUCACGAAGGCGCUAUAACCAAAAGACGUGGUUACUGACGAAGCCAUUUUACAGAACAAACGGUCACCAAUGUACAUUACGUUUUUACUUCUACAUGUACGGAAAAUAUGUAAACCAACUGAAUGUGUACUACCGAGUAUACAAUUCUGGCCCUCCAACAAAAACACUGUUCACCCGGUCAGGAAAUCAGGGUGCCUACUGGCAGAGGGUAGCCUUAAAAAUCAAUGUUACUCAGAGUUUCCAAGUUAUCUUUGAGGCUAAAGUUGGAGAUACCUUCCUCGGAGAUAUUGCUAUUGAUGAUUUGUCAUUCACUCCUGACUGCCAGUACACUUCAGAGGCACUACCCGGCCCGCCAGUGACACCUGGUGUCACCACUCACACACCUCCAGUGACUGUUCCUCACACCUGUAAUGCAGCCACUGAGUUCAACUGUCAUUCUGAUGGUCAUUGCAUUGAUAAGAACAAUGUUUGUGACUUCAAGGCUGACUGUAAUGAUACAUCUGAUGAGGCAAACUGUGCCUCUCUCUUCUGUGACUUUGAUGAUGGUAGUUUGUGUGGCUGGCUUGUCAACACUACAAGCAAUGGUUUGCCUGACCAGGAUUACAAGUGGAAGCUUGACCAUGGAUCAACAGUCAAUCCUGGAGAUCGACGGCCAGCCAAUGACCAAUCUACUGACACUCCUGUAGGAGGUUAUGUUUGGGCUGACAGUUCUCCUGGAGUCUUCCAUGACACAACAGAACUAUAUACACCGAUGAUUGGGCAGACAGGGCCACAGUGUGUUUUCAGUUUUAACUACUGGAUGGAAGGUCCAUCAGUCAACGCCCUCGAUAUUUACAUCCUCUAUAAUAAUCAACAAAAAUACCUUUUCUCAAUUGAAGGUGAUCACGGUGCCAAAUGGAAUGAGGUAAAUGUAUUUAUUGGUCCAAAGUCCAGUUUCCAGGUGGUAAUUCAGGCACGGUGUGGUAGGAGUUUUCAGAAUGACAUCUCACUAGACAGCCUACAGUUUAUUGACUGUAUGCCUCUGGCUCAGCCUCCAUCUGGAUGCCCACCCGACAUGUUCUCUUGUCACAAUGGCUACUGUAUUGACCCUGCAAAGCAGUGUGAUUAUGCGGAUGACUGUGGUGAUGGUUCAGAUGAAUUUGUGGUACAUUGUGAUGAGAUAUACAAAGCCAGGUGUAACUUUGAAAAUGGCAUCUGUCCUCAAUGGUCAAAUGAGAUCACAGACAACUUUAAUUGGACACUCUCUACCUCCCAUACUCAAACUAUCGGCACUGGACCUCUAACUGACCAUACCUUGAGAAGUUCUAAAGGUACCUACCUCUACAUAGAGAGUUCCAGUCCCAGGAAGGAGGGAGACCAAGCACGCCUUGCUUCUGUUACUAUCAAAGGAACAUCACAGAACUGUGAAGUAAGGCUGUGGUAUCACAUGUGGGGCCAGGAUAUUGGAGACCUUACUAUUCUGAAACGUUAUGGAUACAAUCCGGGUGAUCUUCAACCAAUCGGUACACUCACGGGAAACAAAGGCGAUUUCUGGUUCACUGAGGAUAUCUUAGUGUCAAAUCAUCCUGGAGACACGAGGAAUUAUGAAAUUGUUAUUCAAGCCACAGUUGGAGCCGGUUACCAUGGUGAUAUUGCCAUCGAUGAUAUUUCCUUAACACCAGGAUGUGAGCUAGCAAACACACUUCUGCCGGGCACUCCAACCUCAACGCCUCCAGUAACUGGGUCCUGUGGUGCAGACAGACAUACAUGUACCAAUGGUAAUUGUUAUGGACCAGAAGAGCUGUGCAAUUUUAUUGAUGAUUGUGGAGACAACACAGAUGAGAUGACUUGUGGUACUGGAUGUACCUUUGAGACAGGACCUUCUUGGUGUGGCUGGAAAAAUUCAGAGCAGGACAAUGCUAACUGGAAAUUACAGACUGGACAAACCCCCAGCAAACUGACUGGACCACUUAAUGACCAUACAACCAACAAAACAACAGGUCACUAUCUAUACCUGGAGAGUUCGGCACCAUCUCACCCAGGAGAUAAAACCAUUUUAGAGAGUUCAGAAUACUUUGAGUCUGGCCCAGCUUGUAACAUGACCUUCUGGUACAAUAUGAAAGGACGAGAUAUCGGCUCACUCAGUGUAUUGGUCAAACUGAGUCUUGGUCCAAUACAGACACUCUGGACAAUAUCUGGUGACCAGGGACCUAACUGGAAAUUGGCAUCGGUGCCUCUGAUGAGCUAUCAUAAAUUUGUUAUCAUGAUCAAAGGUGUUCGUGGAAAUGGCUACCUUGGUGAUAUUGCCAUUGAUGACAUCUCAUUCAAUAACUGUAAACCUACCAUUGAAGUGGAGACAUGCCCGGAUAACCAAUUCAGAUGUCUCAGUGGAACACAAUGUAUACAGCAACGAUAUCACUGUGAUGAACGUACUGACUGCUCUGACAGCUCAGAUGAGGAUAAUUGUCGUACAAAUUCAGGGGAUUGUACAUUUGACCAGCCAAGCCCAAUUUCAUCUUGCGUCUGGCUCCAGCUGCAAGACGAUGACUCUGAUUGGCUUCAGGGACCUACGGUCUCUGCCCAGAGUGUAGGUACCAACAUUGAUCAUCGCAAUACAGCCAAUGGAAAGUUUAUGGUGAUGGACAGUUCAAACAUGAGACCAGGUGACACAGCACGCCUACAGACACCAGUUUUCCCGGCUAGUCGUGGAUUGUGUUAUGUACGCUUCUGGUACUAUAUGUAUGGCUCAUCAAACCUGGGAUCCCUUAGGCUAUUUACACAGAAUGCCAAUGAGCAGAAUAAUCAACUGUUCUGGUCCAUGAGUGGGAGUCAAGGUAACAAGUGGAAGUAUGCAAAUGUGUUGCUAGGUAGCGGCAAGAAUUUCUCAGUGAUAUUUGAGGCUACCCGUGGAGACGAGCCUCAGUCUGAAGUCUUACUGGAUGAUGUGUCCUUUACACCAGAGUGUUCUACAGGACAAGCAGCUGUAUUACCUACUGGACCUGCCUGUGAUGCAAACUCCUUCAUGUGUGCUCCAGUCAAUCAGUGUUACCCCGACACCUGGCGCUGUGAUGGUGUUGUUGACUGUCCUGACCGAUCUGAUGAACCAUUUUUCUGCCCUACCUCACCAGCUCCAACAGGAAGUACCCCUAAACAUGUGGGUUCCAUUGGAACCACUCAAACUCCAGCCCCAAAAACCCUGCCACCAUCAUCUCAGAAACCAAGCACCCAUGCACCCAUCAUAAGUACAUGUACUGACACCCAGAAGUCUUGUAGUGAUGGCAAGUGUAUCAACAAGCUCUACUUCUGUGAUGGUGUUGCUGACUGUUCAGAUGGUUCCGAUGAAAACGGCUGCUUGAAGUGCCACAAGGGUUUUUACUACUGUCUGAAACAACGCCAGUGCAUCAACAGUACUCGCUGUGACUCAAUAGAUGACUGUGGGGACAUGACUGACGAGAGUAUCUGUGGGUCAGCUUGCCCACCAAAUUUCUGCCAAAAUAAUGGAGUAUGUAACGCUGCCACGACCAAUGUACCUGGAUGCAGCUGUACCAGUAACUUCUAUGGUGACAGAUGUCAAUACUUAGGCAAGGGAUCAACAGCAUCACACACACAGACUCGGUCUAAGAGUAAUUCAUCUAAUAGUGUUGGUAUUGGACUAGGGGUUACAGCAGCAGUACUUGUAGUUGUAGCUGCAGUCCUGGGUGGAUACUUUUACAGAAAGAAUCAAAAAGCAAGAUUGGCUCUACCUGGCAUAGUGAAUCAGAUCUACGAGGAAUCAUCCAAUGAUAUGCGUGACGUAAUUUGCCAUGAGUGA